GAGAGAGAGAGAGAGAGGGAGAUGAUAUUUAUUCCAUACGAGAUGAUCUGGUACAUCUUUGAUACCUUGGUGCAAUUUCAAGUUGAGAUAUAUUUCUCUGGAAAAAAGAGGUGUUUUUAGCUGAGCUCCUGGGCCAUUGCAACAUAUCAAUUUAGAGUUCUUCGAUUGUUUUUUUUUUUUUUGCUUUUUAAUUCAGUGAAAUCUUUAUCAUAUUAGAUUCAUGGACAACUUUGUCAGAUAUUUUUACUAUUUUUUUAAAAUAUUAUUUGCUGAUUUUUAAAAAUGUAUUUAUUCUAGAUUGGUUUAAUAAAUCUGAUUUACCAAAAAAUAUGUACUCACUAUUUCAUUUAGUGCUCCAAAUCUAGCUCCUAAACAAACACAUUACUUGGAUUAAAGCCACAAUUCUAGCAACAGUUUGUCCAAGGUCAAAGAUCUGGAUUCCAAAGCUAGGGCAAAGAAAGACAUAUUCAGAUAUUCUUUCCAUAUAAAUACAAUAAUAGAAUAGAAGAUAACCAUGAACAAUAAUGAAAAAACCAUGAUAGUGUCCCCUGAAUAAGUAUGUGAAUAGUUCAUAAAUGACUUAUAAAUUCCACACAUUUUCAUAUAAUUCUUGAUUAAGUUAAUUACAUCAAAUAGUUCAGAGAAUAAUUCAGAUGAAGAAAAUACAAUAACAAUCUAAGAGUUUUUUUUUAUAAAAAAAAUCAGAGAAUAUUUUUAUUAUUUCCAAAUUGCCUUCAAAAUGGAAGCAAAGGUUUUACAGCUCACUCUCUAGCAAUCAUUCUAGUCCGUAUCUAGCUCACCUUAAUUGAAUGCUCCAACACCCUAGCACCCUACAAUAUAUAAACACAUUGGAUCUUGUGGUUCCUCAUACAAGAUAAGUCUCACAAACUUCGAACGAGAAGAUGCCUCGAGGGAGUUUCCUCAGGGCCUUCCUGAGGAAAUGGAAGGAGAAGGGCAACGAGUUCUUGAUUGGUGCAACCAGCGAACCCUCCCAGUGCUCUCUCCUCACUUGCUCCCAGGAAGAGCAGACCAUUCCAAAAGAUGUCCCUAGGGGCCACCUGGUGGUGUAUGUGGGAGAAGAAUGCAAGAGGUUUGUCAUUAAAAUCACCUUCCUCGAGCAUCCAUUAUUCCAGGCAUUGCUUGAUCAAGCUCGAGAGGAGUAUGAAUUCAAGCCUGGCUCGAAACUCUGCAUACCUUGCAAUGAGAACAUCUUCCUUGGCAUUCUUCAUGAUGUCCGUUCACAGCAGGACCAAAGGUUCUGGCUGUGUUGCUGAAGGUUUAAUCUGUUCUCAUGUCCUCUGUUCUCCGUAUAAAGACCCACAUAAAAAAAAAAAAAAAAA
Molecule: messenger RNA, 1340 nt
Organism: Phoenix dactylifera (date palm)
Lineage: Eukaryota; Viridiplantae; Streptophyta; Magnoliopsida; Arecales; Arecaceae
Source: RefSeq, a predicted model, not a curated record